Messenger RNA from Hypomesus transpacificus, 1597 nucleotides. Its product is annotated as E3 ubiquitin-protein ligase NHLRC1-like. Gene Ontology annotation, molecular function: protein binding; translation repressor activity; ubiquitin protein ligase activity. The transcript has a single exon. Gene Ontology annotation, biological process: negative regulation of translation; protein polyubiquitination; proteasome-mediated ubiquitin-dependent protein catabolic process. NCBI's taxonomy places the organism in Eukaryota, Metazoa, Chordata, Actinopteri, Osmeriformes, Osmeridae. The record is from RefSeq and is a predicted model, not a curated record. The coding region runs from base 145 to 1392 and encodes 415 amino acids.
ACUAGAUGUGGAUGCUUUGUGAAAAAUAUUGCCGGUGCUGUGUGUUGUCAUGCCCUGACUCCCUUUUCUCCAGAUCAACCUCCAGCUGGCUACAGGGGAGCUGAUGGUGCAGUCAGGUGAGGAAAAGAACAGGAUCCUUCUAUCAUGGCUGAGGCUCCAGUUUGCUCAAGACAUGGGAGUCCCAGACCAGAGGCCACACUGAGGGACAUUCAGAUCAACCUUCUAGAGUGUAAAGUCUGCUUUGAGAAAUUCAGCACCGAGCAGAGAGAGUGCCGACCACAAAACCUCUCCUGUGGCCAUGUGCUUUGUCUGGAAUGCGUCAGAGUGCUCUCUCACCCCCUCCUCAGGACUCUGGAGUGCCCAUUCUGCAGGCAGACGUGUGCUGUUGACAGCGUUUCCCACUGCCAGGCCUUGACUGACCUCCAGGAGCUGCUGUCGUCCAGAAGUCCCCAGUCCCCUGUCCCUCACCGGGUGAGGGCUGGCAGCAGUAGUUGGGUCAGGGGUCUGAGCUCCGGUGCUCUACGUCUCGGCUUAGUCUUUGGCGGUUGGGGGACACUGAUCAACCCCACAGGGAUAGCUGUUUUCGGAUCAUCCGGGACCAUGGUGGUGGUUCAGGAUGGAGACAGCAGGGUUGUGGUCUUUGGUCCACAGGGCAGGAGGCUGCACAGUUUUGGGCAGAGAGGACGAGCUCAGGAUAAGAUCUGCUACCCAGUGGAUGUAGCAGUAACCCCCACUGGGUAUGUGGUGGUGACGGAUGCCGGGGACAGUGCAGUGAAGGUGUUUACCUCCAGGGGGAGUCCUGUGUUGACGGUCCAGGAAUGUUUCCAGCUGCCGUGGGGUGUCGAUGUGGACAGCUGUGGACACAUCUUGGUCACUGACCUUCAGACUGGUUCCCUCCACCAGGUGACAGUAGACAUUGGCCGUAGAGUGACUCUGAGUAACCAAGCAGUCGUCACUGAGCUACAGAGGCCCAAAGCAGUGGCCUGCUGCCGGACGACAGGGAAUAUCGCUGUGGUGGAGCAACUGGACGACCCGUCGCAGCCACCUAAAGGCUGUCGGCCCACAAGGUUAAAAGUGUACAACAAGGACUUUAAACUGUUCUGUCAGAUAGAUAGCUUCAGCCUGAGUCUGGACUCCAAGGUGUGGCUGUGCUUGUCGGCUGUGGCUUUUGACAUUGACGGAGAUGUGAUUGUGAUUGACUCCCAGCAGGGCAUGAUUUGGAGUUUGGGAAAACUCAAGAGUGGCCCAAUUCUGAUUCCCCUUGUCAGAGAGAACCUGGUCCGUCCAGUGGGGCUGGUGCCCACAGCCCAGAACUCACUCAUUGUUUUAGACAGUGGAGACCAUUCAGUGAAGAUAUAUUCAACCAGCUCAGAAACAACUGUCGCCAUAUGAGCAGUAUACAUAGCUAGCAAUAUGCACAAAGUCUUGUUUGAUGCACACUUGAGAAAAUAUAAAAAAUAUAAAAUUGUUACAUGUUAUUGAAAGGGCAUUUUAAUUAACAUGACCCUCUGUGGCCCAAUGGACCCCUAACGUGUACUGCUAUAAAGUUUUAUAAUGCUUGCUUGACUUAGGCUAUUGAUGCAAAUAAAUACGUUUG